Closterium sp. Naga37s-1 is the source of this 7122-nucleotide messenger RNA. NCBI's taxonomy places the organism in Eukaryota, Viridiplantae, Streptophyta, Zygnematophyceae, Desmidiales, Closteriaceae. The record is from the annotation of a GenBank genome assembly.
AUGCAGGGUUCGCGGAACCUUCUCUCGUCGUCGAGUGACGUCACAGUUGCGAUCAUUUGCCACGACUGGAAAGAUAGCGCCGGCAAAAGCGCCGUGGAUGGCGGAAACGAAUUAGAUGGCGUGGAUCGCGUAGACAGCUGGCGAGGCGCGUUCUCCGAGGAGGUGGUGACGGUGGUCCGAGAAGACCCGCGGGAAGCGAAACGGCAGAAAGGCAAUUGGGGAAAGUCGCGGGUGGGGGAAAUGCGAGGGGGGAAUGCGGCGGGAAAAGGCCGCACGGGCGGCAAAAGGGAGACAGGACUGGUUGUUGCAAUGGCGGGGAAGAGGAAAGGGAAGAAGCGGGAAGGUAAGAUGGCGAUUAAGGUUCACGGUUUGACAAAUGAAGAAGAGAGUGACAAUCGUGAGGAGGCUGGCGAGAAAGGCAAGGGGGAAUCGAAGCGGUACGAGUCGGUCAGGGGAAGGAAGGGGCAGCGUGAUGAACGGCGGGACGAGGGGAGGGAUAAGGGUCACGGUGAGAAGGAGAAGAGUGUGCGGCAGGAGAGCAACACGCGGGAGGAGAGCAACACGCGGCAGGAGAGCAACACGCGGGAGGAGAGCAACACGCGGCAGGAGAGCAACACGCGGGAGGAGAGCAGGAAGGAGGAGGGAGCGCGUGAGAAUGGGAGCGAUACGCGGCAGGAGGAGGUUGAGAGGAAGGCGGAGGCAGCUGAUGGCGCGUAUGAGGGGCAACUGAGCAGUAGAGGGGCACAGGCAGCCGAAGCAGGUGGAGAGGCGGGGGUUGUGGCACAGGCGGAUGCGACAGUUGAAACGAAUAGCACAGCGGAUGUCGCUAGGGAGAGAGAAGCAGGGGGAGAGUCAAACGCAACAGGGGAGGCGGGGACGGCGCCCGCAGGUGGAGUUAGCGCCGGUGCUGUGAUUGCUGUGGCCCAGGGCAACCUAGGCGCACGUCUCCAGGCGCUUUGCCUUGCGCCCGCCGUCAGCGCGGUGUGGAGCACACGCGCACUGGUGGAGGCAGGCGCUGGGAAUGCGGAAGCGGAUAAGUCGGGGGAGGUGACCGUUGUAUGGAGUGACUCAGCAAUUGCGGAUGCUGACGUGGACGGAAGUGCUGGUGAUUCCGCUGGCGGCAGUCCCAAGAAGCGACCCGCAGGGGAGGGGUUCUUGGAUUUAUUCAGUGAGUUUCCCGGUGUAGAUGCAUUACGGUUAGACGAUAAGGAUAAAGCUGCUUGGCCGAGUGUGACUGUAACAGGAGCAGCCUCUGCUGAUUCUCUUUUAGAGUCACGGACAUUGCUGCAAGUCUCCCUGCCGGCUUGUGUAGAAGUGGUGUCUGAAUCGGCCAAUGAGAGCGCGAAAGUUGGCAGCAGCAACAGUAGCAGUGCGGAGGUGCCUGAAUUGACUUUGUCACUGUGGGUCCCUACAGAACUAAGCCACGUGGCAAGCAAGGAUUGGGCCCCUCCCGAGGCAUGUUCCGCCCUCCGCCUCUUCCAGUCGUGCCUGGGCGCUCUCCAGCCCUCGCCACGUGUCAGCAUAUUACUGGAGGAGGGGGCGCUGGGGGAAACGGGAGCAGUUGCUGUGAGGUCUGAGGGGGGAGGGGGGGUAAAGGGGGGAUUUGGGGAGAGACUAGCACGUAGCACGGCAGUGUAUCUGGAAGCCAAUCAGGUGAUGCCAGGUGGCACGUGCGGAGGGUGCCCCGAGGACCCUCUACUCAACUGCACGCUUCGCACGCUGACGUGGCGCUACCUGCGCGUGCCGUCCAACUCGUCUGACGUGGACUUCACUGUAGCAGCUGCCUCUGCUACAGACGCUGCUACAGUCGCAGGCACCUUCCAUCCCAUGCGCGCCCCGCUCCUCCUCCCCCACUCUGCCCUCAGAACGGCCACUCCUCCCUCUUCCUCCCCCCCACCUCCCUCCCCCUCCUCCCCCUCCUCCUCCUCCUCCUCCUCCUCCUCCUCCUCCUCCUCCUCCUCCUCCUCCUCCUCCUCCUCCUCCUCCUCCUCCUCCGCUUUUCCGUCGACGCGACGGCUGUUGGUGCUGGAGGGAGGGGAGAAGGAGCAAGGGAAGCAGGAGGAGAAGGAAGCUGGUUCACCACGGUGGGGCGACAGUGGGGCGAGUGGGGCGGAAGGGCAGGAAUGGAGCUGUGGCCAGCUGGAGGCAUGGGAGGUGGAGGUUGCAUGUAGGCAUGGGAGGUGGAGGUUGCAUGUAGGCAUGCAUUCCUGCGUUCCUCUUGUCUCCUCCUGGCAUCCCACCAUCCGCUUUCUCUCUCUGUCGUCUCCAUCCGCCUUCUCCCACCAUCUCUCCGCCUUCUCCCACCAUCUCUCCGCCUUCUCCCACCAUCUCUCCGCCUUCUCCCACCAUCUCUCCGCCUUCUCCCACCAUCUCUCCGCCUUCUCCCACCAUCUCUCCGCCUUCUCCCACCAUCUCUCCGCCUUCUCCCACCAUCUCUCCGCCUUCUCCCACCAUCUCUCCGCCUUCUCCCACCAUCUCUCCGCCUUCUCCCACCAUCUCUCCGCCUUCUCCCACCAUCUCUCCGCCUUCUCCCACCAUCUCUCCGCCUUCUCCCACCAUCUCUCCGCCUUCUCCCACCAUCUCUCCGCCUUCUCCCACCAUCUCUCCGCCUUCUCCCACCAUCUCUCCGCCUUCUCCCACCAUCUCUCCGCCUUCUCCCACCAUCUCUCCGCCUUCUCCCACCAUCUCUCCGCCUUCUCCCACCAUCUCUCCACCUUCUCUCUCCGCUUUCUCUCUCUGCCUUCUCCAUCCGUCCUGGCGGAGCUGCUGCUGCUGUCGUGGGCUCGAGGGCUCAUCCACUCGCGGCCCUCUAUAGAGGCACUCUUCAUUGCCGCCCAGGCCAGUGGAAGACAGCACCGGGCGAGUCAGUGCAGCAGUGUGGGGGGAGAUGUAGGAGCCUCUGCAGGGACAGCUGCAGUCCGCCUGGCGUCUGCGGGGGGAGAUAUAGGAGCCUCUGCAGAGGCAGGUGCAACCCUUGUGGCUGCAGUCCCCCCGGCAGCUGCGUUUGAGGUGGAGAAGAGUGUAUGCUCUGCCCCCGGUGCGGCUCGGUUUGUCAACCAGAAGUUCCUGCAGCAGAUGCUCGUGGAUGAGGAGCUCAAGACAGUGUACUGCUCGGUGCCAAAGGUGGCCUGCACGAGCUGGAAGGUGUGGUUCCGCGAGCAGCUGUCCAAGCGACUCGGCGGCAACAAGUCGCCCAGCGUGCAGCGGUUCGCACGCACGUCCGUGCACAGCCCACUGCAGAGCGGGCUGAGCAUCAUGGGGUACGGGUUCGAGGAGCACGAGAACAUUCGGUUCCUCACGCGCCCGGACUUCUUCAAGUUCUCGUUUGUGCGCAACCCGUUCACGAGAAUUGCGUCGGCGUAUCUGAACAAGCAUGUGAAUGGGGUAGGCUUGCACGGCCGCCAGUAUUGGAACGAGGUGAGACGGUUGCAAAAAAAGCUGUUGCUUUCGGUUGCUUGCUCUCAUCCAUGUCCCCACCCUACCUCCUCCCCUCCCCCACUUCUUCAUCUUCCCUUUCUCUCUAUUCCCACUCUCUUCCCCACUGUUUCUGUCAACUCCGCUCUGCAUUCCGCUCAACCCCCCAAUUCCCCUCCUCUGCGCCUCUCUCCCUCUCUGCAGCGCUUCUUUAUGGGAAUUCAAGCGUACAACACAUUGAUGAAGAGCCAGAACGGCAGCGACUUCAUCCCCUUCUCCACCUUCAUGUCAUUCCUUCAGCAACGAGCCACACGCUGCGUCGAGUGCAUGGACCCCCAUGUUCGCCCCCAGAUUGACCUGUGCAAGUUGAAUGCGAUCCGAUAUGAUUUUAUUGGGCGGUUUGAGAAUCUAGAGGAGGAUGUGGCGAAGGUGAUGCGGCAGUUUGGAAAGGAGGAGAAGAAUCCCUUCCAUGAUGCCCAUUGGGCCCACCCUACUAAUGCUUCAGCCAGGCUUCUCGAGCUGUAUGACCAGGACCCCUCUAACGGGUACAACGAUUGGGCUGCAGCUGCUAUGCAGGCGUAUUACAAGUCCGGAGGGCAAGCGGCGCAUGCAGGAGGUUACUACGGCGCACCAAUGGGAGGGCAUCCCCAUCCGUACAUGUGGGGACCACAGCCAAUGAUGGCAGCGCACUACGGUGGUGUACCACCAGGGCCCUACGGCUAUGCAGCUAUGUAUGCUGCACCUCACCCUGGCAUGGCCCAAGGCGUUGCAGGGGCAGUGGCCCCAUCCCCUUACGGUUACCCACCUCCUCAAUCGGCGGACGGCUCUGAGGUGCCAGCAGCAGCAGCGAUGAUGGGAAUGACCCCGAUGGGCCCCAUGGCCAUGCCAGCAGCACAGGGCUACCCCGGGAUGCCCAUGGACUACUCCCAUGAUGCCAUGGCUGCUGCUGCCGCUGCCGCCGCCGCCGCCAGUGCUGCCGGCGGGGCUCCUGCUGCUGGGUCGGCCCCACCAGCAGCUGCCGCGGCGCCUGCUGCGCCUGCCGCCCAAGCUGCCCCUUCGAAGCGCAAACGGUCGUCUCAGCAGUCACAUGGUCAAGAUGGCGCUCUUGCUACCACUGGAGGGACGAGCCUCGCCCAUCCGCACGCCCAGGCGGCUCCAGGCUCGGGCCAAGCCUUAGCCCUAGCGUCAGGCUCGGCGGGAGAGUACACGUCCAUGCCUUCAAGCCCGUCUGAAGGCCCGUCUGCUUCGGCAGCAGCAGCUGCUGCUGCUGCUGCGGGUGCUGGUGGGGGCGGUCAUGCUGCUGGUGGGGGAGCAAGAGGGAGCGUGGGUGGCGGAAUGGCGUAUAACCCCAUGGGUGCGUCUGCUGCGGAUAUGUGGACUGGCGCUGCUGCUCCUGCUGCUGUGGUGCCGCCGCCCUCCCUGGGGCAGGGCGUUGGGGGGAAGCUGGGGGCACGAGCGGUAGGGGCACGGGCAGGAGGGGAUGGGGGCGACGUGGGGGGGAGUCUGAUGUACCAGGUGCCGUUUCGCGGGGACGAGAGGGAGGUGAAGAGGCAGAGGCGGAAGCAGAGCAACAGGGAGAGUGCGAGGCGGUCGCGGCUGAGGAAGCAGGCAGAGUGUGACGAGCUCAUAGCGCGGCAGACCGCUGUGCAGAUGGAAAACAUGGGGCUAGCCGCGGAGCUAGCAAAGGUGCGGGAGCAGUACGCCUCCCUGUGUGCUCAGAACGCCCAGCUCCGAACCAUGCUUCAAGAAUCGGGCAUAGACCCAUCAGCAGAAGGAGCGGCCUUCCCACCAGCAUCGUACAACCCAAUGCACAAGUAUCAGCUAACCUCCGUACCACCCAGUACCGCUCAUGCACCACCACCACCGCACGAGCCUUCAACUGCCCCUCCCCCUGCUCUUCCUCCCCCCUCUUCAUCAGCACUUGAACCCCUACAACCCGCCUCUCCUGCCCUUCUCCCUGCUCCUCCCUCUGCGCCUCAUUCUGUACCCGAGCCUGAAUUUGUAGGUCCCGUGCCAGGUUUGGCAGAGGAGCAGCAGCUGGUGUUGCCAGGGGGGGAGGAACCAGGGUUGGGAGGCGGGAUGGGGGGGGAAGGUGGAAUAGUAGUGCUGGGGGUCCAAGGGGGGAGUGAGGGGUUAGAAUCUGGUCAUGGCGAUAAGCUACAAGCAAGGGUGGAGAGAGAGCAGGGAGGGGAAGUACCUCAUACGGUGGAGGGCGCUGAGGCAGGGGCAGGCGCAGAGGCAAUGGCUGGGAUGGUGGAGGUGCAAGAAGGGGUGGCACAGGUAGGGGACGAGAUGAACGUGCAGGUGACGCAACAGGCGGAGCAGGAGGAGCAUGGAGUGGCGUUUGAUCAGGGGAAAGAGGAGGAAACUGCAGCAUGGGAGGAUCGGAAAGAGGAGGAGGCGAAGGAGCAGCAGCAGCAGCAGCAGCAGCAGCAGCAGCAGCAGCAGGAACAGCCAGAAAUGGGGCAGCAGUCUGAGCAGCAUGAGCAGCAGCUAGAGCAGCAUAAGGAAGAAGAGGUGGUUGGUGCUGGAGGGGAGGAGAUAAGAGAGGUGGACGGGGGGAAGGAUGGAGCAGCAGAGGAGGGUGGAAGGCAUGAGGGUGCCCCAUUGGUGGGCGGGGAGGAGCAGCAGCCUGUUGGAGACAACAAUGAGAGCGGCCAAGGGGUGGCUGAGACAACUGAGACUGCACAGGGGCAGGAUGGUGGAGGGAUGGCGGAGGCGCAGCAAGAGAAGCCUGAAAUUGAAGCCAAGGAACCAGACGGAUUGGCAGUUGCAGAUGAGGGUGGGGCAGGGAACGAGCAUGAGCAUCACCUGAGUGAUGGGACGGAUCAUGGGGUCUCUGAGCCGCCUCAGCCAGUGGAGGAAGGGACAAAAGAGCAAGGAGAGGGUCUGAAGGCUGCAGCGGGUUAUGCUGUUGGUGCGGGAGUAGGUGCAGAGCCUCCCCUAGAAGCAGCAGCUGCAGCGGCGGCGGCAGCAGAGGGGGAGGAAACAGAGAUGGUAGAUGCUAGUGCAGCUGAAGGAUCAGCAGGUGAAAAGGAGAAGCAAAGGAGGGGUGAGACUGAUUUAGUAGGUAGAGACAGAGAAGGCUCCAAGGUUGGUGAAGAAAGCACGGAGGUUGGUGUAGGUGCAGCAGGAACGGAGGAGCAAGAGGGAAUCAAGGAUGGUUCAGUUGCAGGCACAGCUGUGAUGGUACCAACGAGUAUUGGUGAAGCCAUAGCUGGGGAUGUACCUGCUGAGGCCUGUAAAGGUGCUGAGGCUGCGCCAGUGGCUGAUGAACAUGCAACACCAGUGGAGGGUGCUGCAGGGGAGGGCGUUACUGGAGAGGGUACCACUAAGGCGGGUGUUGCUGUGGAGAGUGGUGCAGGGGAGGGUGCUGUAGAAGCAACGGAGGGGAAAGAGGUGGCAGGGCCAGAGGCCGCAGGUGGGAGUAAGGGUGAAGCUGAGGAGACCUCUGCUGCCGCCUGCCCUUGUCGGCACCGCCUCUUAAACCGAGUGCUAGCGCUUCCUGUCAACAUGGACUCCCCAAUGAAGCUGGCGAUUGUGGAGAAGGUGGUCGGCCGCACGGGGUCCCGCGGUCAAGUCACGCAAGUGCGCGUGAAGUUCAUCGAUGAGGAUCGCUACAUCAUGAGGAACGUCAAGGGCCCCGUGCGCGUAGGAGACGUCCUCACCCUCAUGGAAUCCGAGCGUGAGGCCCGGCGGCUGCGUUAA